Molecule: messenger RNA, 807 nt
Organism: Cephus cinctus (wheat stem sawfly)
Lineage: Eukaryota; Metazoa; Arthropoda; Insecta; Hymenoptera; Cephidae
Product: E3 ubiquitin-protein ligase TM129
Exons: 5
Coding region: 1-807 (268 amino acids)
Biological process (GO): protein ubiquitination
Cellular component (GO): endoplasmic reticulum; membrane
Molecular function (GO): ubiquitin protein ligase activity
Source: RefSeq, a predicted model, not a curated record
AUGGGUCCUGCUUACACUUUACACAAAGUAUUAUCUUGGUCAGCUAACAAUUGGUCUACUCAUCCAAUAGCGCAGAGCCUGGCUGUGUAUUGUAAUAAUAAUACAACCUGGAUGGCUGUUGCUUCAGACAUUAAUAUAGAAUAUAGAAGGAUUGACAAGAUUGUGAUAGACUCGAAUAGCGUUACUCAAGUUGUUGCUACAGAUAAUUGGAUCAUAAAAAUUACACCUUAUAAAUUGUAUGUUGCUCAUCAAAGUGAUACUGCCUUAAUUUUAAAUAGAAGUGAUACUCACGCUAUGUCUGCUACAACACGGGGGGAAGUCCAAUACGUUAAUAUCGAGGUGAAACCCACAAGAACUGGUGCAGAAACUUUUAAUAUACGCCUAAAUGCAUUAGAUUUUAAAGAUCUACAAGAUAAAGUAUCCCGACCUAUCACUGUGCUCCAGAAUGUAACAUUUCACAGAACACUGUUAGAUAGGUUCAUCGAUACUUUCAAGCAGCAAGUGUCUGAAAAUCCUUACUACGAAACUGUGCAGGAAUUGGAGCAAUGUGUCGGCUGCAUGCAAGUGCCAUCAAAUGUGAAAUUAAACAAAUUAUGUGGAAAUGUUAGUGAAGAAAGAGGUCCUGAUGCGUGCGUCAAUUGUUUUUGUAGACCAAUGUGGUGCAUUGAAUGUAUGGCCAAAUGGUUUGCUUCAAGACAGGAUGAAAAUGCACCAGAAACUUGGCUAUCUUCCAAAUGUACUUGCCCAGUAUGUCGAGCAAGAUUUUGUCUUCUAGAUGUUUGCUAUGUAAGGCUAUUGAAUCAAUAA